AUGACUUAUGAAUGUCAUAUUUCUCCUGAAAGAAUGGAGAAAUGGCCUUUUUAUAGAGUGCGUUCUAAUGUUGAAAGGCGUCAGUUUGAAACAGUUGAUGUUUUUGUAGGUAUAAUUGAUAAAAAAGAGACUAGAUCUAUAAUUAAAUUUAUUGAAGAAUCUUUACCAUAUGAAACAUUAGAUCUUUCAUAUUUGAAACGAUUAAGAAAAAUAAAUAAGAAUGAUAGAAAUGAUAUGUUAGAAGUGAUUCUUCAUAGUACAAAGGAUUUGAGUCUUGAGGAACUUGAAAAGAGAUUAAAAGAACAAUCGAUAAAUAUAGAGGUCCGAAUAGCUCAAGUAUCUAAGUAUGCACCGUUAACAUAUGAGCAAUUUAAUGCAUGGGGGGUUUUGUGGCCGCUUCAUUUUAGAAAAAAUAUAUUGAAAUCGGUUGAUUUUACGGAUACAACGCUUUUAAAAUUGAAAAAGUUAAUGAAUCACACAUGGAAUCUUGCAAAUAAAAGUAAAGAAAUUAAGAUUGCAACAAUAUUUGUUGAUUUGGAUUUAAAUGUGAUUGUGAGUUGUAUUGAUUUGAGAUUAUCAUCGAAAAAUCCUUUAAAACAUUCCAUUAUCAAUUCUAUUACGGAAAUUGAGUCUAGUAAAAAAGAUUUAUUUUAUUUGUGUAAAGAUUUAAUAGUAAUAACUACACAUGAACCAUGUGUAAUGUGUUGUAUGGCAUUGGUGCAUAGUCGUGUUCUGCGGGUAUUUUAUUCAAUUAAUAUGCCGAAAACAGGCGGUCUUGAAAGCAAUUAUCAUAUCCAUGGUAGAAAUGAACUAAAUCAUCGAUAUGAAGCGUAUGGUGGAUUUAUUGUUGAAAAUAUGCAAUUUAUAAUAGAUGAAAAAAUACAUGCAUAG
Molecule: messenger RNA, 891 nt
Organism: Pneumocystis murina B123
Lineage: Eukaryota; Fungi; Ascomycota; Pneumocystomycetes; Pneumocystales; Pneumocystaceae
Exons: 4
Coding region: 1-891 (296 amino acids)
Cellular component (GO): nucleus; cytoplasm
Molecular function (GO): tRNA-specific adenosine-34 deaminase activity
Source: RefSeq, a predicted model, not a curated record